UAGAAGUAUAAACCAAAACAGUGGCCUUCAUUCCUUUAGAAUUCUGAAAAAUGUUGUCUUCUGCUGAUCAGCUUUUAAGGGUGUUCACUUGGUAGCUGUUUAACAUGAGCACUGUUAAUUGCCUAACUCUUUGUCACCAACAGAAAUAUCACCUAAUAAGCUUAUCUGUUCUUCUUUGAGAAUAGUACCUUCGUGUUAAUAAUUUGUAUUUUCAGUUGGGUGAAACAAAGUGAUGAAUUCAAUGUGAGUAUUGGAAGGAGAUGGGGGAGCAAACCUGAGCAAAUUGACAAGUGAAUCUUAACCUUCAUGGAAUCAGUAGUUAGAGUCUUAAAAAUACUUGGUUUGGUGUUUGAGCCUGAAUUAUCAUGAAUGUAAAGAUACAUAAUUUAACGUGUUUGUUUGGGCUUCCUUGGAAUUUAGAUGCAAGUUCUGUGGCAACUGUAAAGGAGGCGUGUCCCUGGACCACCACACUGGGCAUAGCAAAGGAGAAGAGAAACAGCUGGAGGAUGCAAACAGGAGCUUCAAGUGCAACAUUUCUUUUGUUUUCCUGCUGAGUGAAGCUCAUCUUUUCAUCCCUUGAAGGUUAGCUGCAGAAACAGAAAAGUAUUAUUGUACUAAAUGGACCCUAAUUAAGAAUCGAAUUUGUUCCACUCCACACAGAACUUUACCUCAGGAGUAAGAUGAAAGAUAGUGUCGCUGAAGAACAUUUAUAUUUGGAUUUUUCUCAUCAGUACAGAGAUAGUAUCUUUCCUCUUCAUACGUCUGUUUCACUGUUUUUGCUAUCCUACUGUGACUGCAAAUUAUUCAAAGUUUUCUUAGUGCCGACCAGUGAAGAUGUGGGUGCUCAGUUCGUGACAAAAAACCUCCUUGGUGAUCUUGAGGUCCAUUUAAUCUCCAGGUGUCAGCUUCCAGUGGUUGUGCAGAGCUGCUGUUUGCCUGCUGUUGUUGUGAAAGAUGGCAAGUUCUGCCGAGCUGGGCUUUCUGUUGUCUUAAGGCAUAUAAUACAGAAAACAUACGAGGCAGAUCCAUCUAAAAAGGAUGUUUUGGAACUCUUAGGCUUUAAGAAGACCUGCUUAAAAGCCUGUGCUGAAGUUAGCCAGUGGACCCGACUUUGUGAGAUCAGCAUACCUCUGGCUGUUGAAGGAUUUUUGACGGCGUCUCCUGAGCACUGUCAGACUAUUCCUCCUGAUAUUUUAAAACUUGAAAGGAAGCUUGGAGAACCUGUCCGAGUACAUAAUGAUGACAAAAUUCGAAGGCAAAAACUUCAACAACAGAAGGCAGAUGCCAAGGCUGCAGUGCCUGUACUUGGUAAAGAAGCAAGAGAGGAAGGAAAAACAGUGGAAAUGCAUGAACAUCCACUCCCAAGUUUGGAGCUGAACAUAGCUUUCUCCAAGCUGCUUGUCCAGGAAGUAUCAGAUGCAGUCAGCCGAGAGGCCCCUCACAUCAGGAGGACAAAAACCUCUGACCUUCCACUUUUGGACCACGUUUUUGCAGAAGGGCUUUAUUUUACCUUGGCGGAUAUAGUGCUUUUGCCAUGCAUCCAUCAGUUCUUGGUUUCCAGCAAAAAACAAGGCAAAAAUCUGGUAAAUUUGCCUCUGAUAUCCGGUUGGUAUCGAAGAGUUCAAGAAGUACCUGGAGUAAAGAAAGCUGCUGGCAAAUGCCAUAUGGAGUUUCUCCAGCUUCCAGACUUGAUGUCUGCUCCAGAGGAACAGCUACAAGACUUCUCUUCAGUUCCUGAUGAAAUAGAAGAGGAGAAUGAAGACAGUCAUUUUAUAGGUGGUCCAAGGCCAACUAUGACUAAGUUAAUGGAAAAUGGUAUUGAAGCAAAAUUUUCUCCUCAUCCAUGCCCCAACUGGACCCUAGACUGGACCAAUCUACCAUCUGCAGUCAGUCCUGGAGAAGGAAAGAUGUCUAGAGACCGGGCUCUGAGGAAGCAGCAGCAAUUGAAUAAUUUGGUAGCAGCGGUGACAAAGCUUGCUAAGCCUGGAGAUGUGAUUGUGGAUUUUUGCAGUGGAGGGGGCCACGUUGGAAUUGUUCUUGCUCACAUGAUGCCGUCAUGUCAGGUGGUCCUCAUAGAAAAUAAGGAGUUGUCUCUGAUGCGUGCUAAAGACAGAAGUGAUGAACUAGGUUUAAACAACAUUUGGUUCAUUCAAGCAAAUUUGGACUAUUUCAAUGGCACAUUUAACAUUGGGGUGGCUCUGCAUGCAUGUGGCGUGGCAACAGACAUGGUGAUCGAACACUGCAUCAAGGCACGGGCAGCCUUUGUCAUCUCCCCUUGUUGUUAUGGCUUCAUUCAGAACACAGUGAAGUUUAAAUAUCCACGAAGUCAUCAGUUCAAAGAAAUUUUGUCUUACAAGGAGCACAUGAUCCUUUGCAGAUUUGCAGAUCAGACAGCUGUUCAGCUUCCACCUGAACGCAGGCUAAUAGGAAAGCAGUGUAUGGGGCUUGUGGAUCUGGAUCGGGCAUGGGCUGCAGAAGAACAUAACUACUCUGUCCAAGUUACAUCUAUGGAGCCAGAGAGUUGUUCUCCAAAGAACAAUAUGUUUGUGGGCAUCCCUACUUAGAGUGUGAAACUUGCAUUUGAUUUGAAGUUGAACAUAAAUCUUCAGUGGAUAAUGACAUCCAGCAGAUACAGCCAUAGCUGGGAACCAGACAUCGUGCAUCUUGAACCCAUUCCGUUGGGUAAAGGAAGCAGCACAAAAAGUCUUAGAAAGUGAACUGCGUGCAGAGCAUCACAAAUCGUACUUGUCAUUAAGCAACUUUUGGUUCUCUUACUGAGAAGUUUCUGGAUCUAAUGACUGUGCAUGGAAUUAUAUCCAUCUGCAAAGGUUUAGAAAAACUUGGUCUCGUUGAAAGGAAGGUGAUUUCCUUUUUAGUAAAGCUACUUUGGCUGCUUCAAAAUUGCAUUGACGUUCAAAACUGCAUUUGUGCUUGUAAACAGAGCAGUUAUCAGCCAAAAAUGCAGAUCACUAGAGGACCAGAAAAGAUCAAACUUUUGGUUAGUGAAGAAGGCUGUGCAACAGGUGGUGGCUUGACUUGGCUAAAGAAUUCCAUUCUACUAUAGGAAGACUAUUUUUAAUAAAUGUUCAUCAGAAGACUUUGGGCAUCAUUCUGCAUAUAGAAAAAUGUAUUCUAACUUAUCAAUCUUUUUAAAAAGACUUAAAAAUUAUCUCUAAGUAUUACACAAGAAUUCUGUAACCAUAAUUCUGUUUAAAGAAAGCAAACCCCUAUUUAUCCAUUGCCCAGAUAACAGGAGCUAGUGAUGAUUUUAGUGAAUUGAUACCUCACUGCCUCCUCUGCUAAUUGAAGUGUAUUGCUUCCCAUUCUUAAGAAACUUGCUGUCAGAAGAUAUUUUUAAGGACAGUUCACGUCUCUAUAUUCAUCAUCUUCAUUGAUUUUAUGUUGUUUAAAACUUGAACAAAGUUGCAGUUGUGCCAUUUGAAAGAUCAACCACAGACAUGUUACUGUAAAACGAAAAUAAAUGCUCUUCUGUGCUCUGAUUAGUAGGCAGUUUUCUACCCUAAUUUAAAGUCAUUUGUUGACACUACCACAAUGGAAGAUAGCUUCUAAUGAGAUUUUUCUUUUCAUCUUUAUGGGUUUGAUAUGUUUAUGAAUUCUGCCAUGGAUUAAUUUAAGUAUAUCUGAAGUUUGGUCAGUGUGAACAUACCUUCAGUGCACAUGGCAAACAGAAUUACAAACAAUAGAUACUCGAAGAAAAAAAAAAAGGAUCCUGAAAUAUUUUAUUCUUCAUGAAACGUAUCUCUAAAAGAUCUAAAUACUUGGGUUUUUUAAAUGUGAAGACUGAAGGAAGCUGCACGCUUACUUGGAAGCAGAAAGGUGAGCAAGUAGGUAUGAUUUCAUAUCUUUAGCCCGAGUUCUUCAGUAGAUAAUGACAUGGUACUUUUUCUGCAACUUUUAAUAGUUGGAGGAGUAACUGGACGUUGGAAGAAUAUAUAACAAAUACAAAAGAUACAGCGAUGCCAGUUGUCUCCAGGUUUUUUCUUACAUACUUAUUUGAAUAUUUGAAUGAAUCAAUAUUUGGCAUGGUCCGAUAUUAGCUUUCAGUAGAGCAAAAAUCAGUGCUGUUGCAUGCUUCAGAAUUUCUACAAUAUCUGUCUUGAUAGCUUGUAAUAGUUUCUGGAUCUACCAGAAUAGGAGAAGGAAUACAUUUGGGAUGUGCCAAAGGGAGCAUGUGUCCCGCUGAAUAAAAGAUAAAAAUGGCUUUUUAACAGGCAAAACUAGUAUGUCUUGGAAACAGAGGUGGAGAAGGAGCCUUAUUUGGACGAAUGUCCAAGGGGUUGUUAAGUACUUAGCACAGUCAAGAACAAUAGCUAAAGUCACACAAGAAUCCAAAUACCAAUCUCUGUUUCAUUUGGGGCUUUUUUCCCAUUUUUUAAAGUACCUGUUUUUAUGUUAAUGAUGCAGUUUCCCACAUGUUGUUGCUUAUUUUAUUUACUUAAGUAAAUUACUUUAUAUCUGCUGCCCCACAUAGAACUAGGCUUCAGAGGAAGAAAAGGUUUCUAGAAGCAAGGAAGAAAACCUGCAAAACUAGUGCUGUGUUUAUACGCAUCAAGGCAUCCCAUUUUUCUUGGACGAGCAAAACUAUAGAAAGUGAGUUUGUGACAGAUUUCUUUUUCCCGAGAUCAGUUAUAUUUUGAUGGCAUCUCAUAUUAUCCGUCAUCUUGAUGGCUUACAGGAUAGUGAGACUGCACCCCGUCUGUAAUACUGCUUUGUGACUCUGUCACUAUUGGCAUCAGUGGGCUCUGGUCUCUUUUCUUCUCAGGAGAACAGAAUCUUCCUCAUGUCUAAGGAUGGAGUUACUUUACUAUCAGUAGUAAAGCCUGAACUAUGCUUGAGGUGAACUGAUGUUUUGUUUAUUGAAAAAUGAAGAGAAGCAGGUGAAAAGUAUAAAAAGGAGAAGAUAUUUUCAACAGCUGAUAAUAGCUAAUUUACCACACAUUAAAUUGCCACUCUGUGCCAUAUAAUUCCAGCUAGAAAUGUGAGCUCAAUUAUAUUAAUUUUUAGGUAUGUUAAUUUGUUAUAUGUUUCUGUGUACAUAAAUGGUAUGGAAUGAAUAGAGCCUGGAAUUCCCUAAACAAGGUGACUGGACAUUGUGGUCCUGUUAAGUAGACAACCGUUGUUGUUCUUCUGGCAGCUUGUUACGCAAGGAGCUAGCUUGACAUCCAAGAUGCAGACCUAAAUACUAUUUGUGUUUCUUAUGUGUCUGGCCCCACUGGGACCAGCUGAACAAAAUGUUGUUCUAACGUAGUCAUAAUUUUCCAUUGUCACAACCAGUAUUCUUUUAUGUUACCCUGGUAGCCAGUAAUGCUGGAAAAAGUAAGUCUAGAACAGGAAACAGAUGACCAAACUGAACUCAGCUCCUCUGUGUGUUAAAGUUAGUAAUCUGUUAGUACAUGUAUCUUUAUUUUUGUUCUUUCAUUUUUGUCUUUAUCAUGUUAAUUAUCUGCUUCCUCAGUCCUGUUUCAAGAGGUGUUAGUAUGCUAUAUUUAGGCAGGGGUAGUAAUAAACAAGGGAUAUUCCUAGUAGGUACAUUGUGCCCCUAAUUUUUCUGUGGCUUGAUCUUAACCAAAAAUAUUUGUGAUAUUAGUAUUAGCUCUGCUAAAACCAAUCUAUUGAUUUUUUUUUUAAAUGAAAAUUACAUGUGUUGUCAAAAUUACCCAUUGAUCGUUCUUACAAAAACGCUUAUGAAAUGAUUCAUUAUUAGGGCUGCCAUAAUUUUAGACUGAUUUUUUUUCUGUUUCUGAUUAUUGCUUGAUUUUCAGCUACCUGGUGGAUCUGUCAUUUGAAAAGGCAAUGAUAAUAAGUGGAAAUCUUUUUUAAAUAGCUGUCUUCCUAGGUGACAUGCUAUGCCAGGUAUUCUCAUUGACAAGAACAAUUCAAAAAACCUGUAUGGUCAAGUAUGUACGCAUAUAAGUUUGAGCUUUAAGUAAUCUGCAGUGAAAUGGCACACAGCUGAUUUUAUAAUUGGUUUAUUGUGGAUAUUAGUUUGGCUAAACACCAUCAGCUGCAGCAAUUUUCUGUCAAGAUUUUGGUUUAGGAUUAAUUAUUUACGCUUUCAAUGAAUAGAUAUACAUAUAUUUUAAAGAGCAUUGAGCUAGAAAAGCAUUGAUAGGUAACUGAACAGCUGAAGUGUUGGUUUCGGUCUUAGUGCUUAGUUGUCAGCAGAAAGAAAAGCACAAUUUUUUCCUUUAAGCCUAUUCAGGUACUACUUUCAGUGGUUUUGCCUUGGAGCAUUUGCCUGUCAUAACAAAAUCUUGAUGUAAAAUCUCAGUCCAAGUUCCUGUGAUUUUAUUACUACUUUUUUUUUUUAAAAAAAGGGGGGGAAAUCUAGGUAUCAUACAUGUACCUGUCUAUAUGUCUAGUGUCAAAAAUGUUACUUAGAUGCCUCUCUAAUAAAAUGAAGAAAACAGAGCUUUCCACACUCAGGCUUGUGUUUAAACUACCUGGCUAUCACGAUUUCAGUUCAGUAGCUUGUCCUUAGCAAGUUAAAUUAAAUUCAGUUUCGAAACUUAAUAAUAUAUUAAGACUAUAUGCAAACAGUAACACUGAAACCAAAUUAAUUUUCUCUUUGCUUUUAGCUUUUGUUUACUCAGAGAUUAAAUGAGUAAUGAAGUGUCCUGCUCUGCAUUCUUCUCCUCAAAGUGAAUUUAAGAAAAUACCUGUAUUUUCAAAAUUCCCCUGAUAAGCCUCAUAUGUAAGGAAGAGUGUUUAGGAUAGUUUUAUAAUAAAUCACUCAGGUCAUCUGUGAGUGAAAGCAGAACAGUUUGUAAACUUUGUCAAGUGGUAUAUUCCCUAA
This is a messenger RNA of Chroicocephalus ridibundus (black-headed gull), 6817 nucleotides long. It is a transcript of the gene GSTCD, whose product is annotated as glutathione S-transferase C-terminal domain containing. The transcript is spliced from 12 exons. Bases 681 to 2564 code for a protein of 627 amino acids. Lineage: Eukaryota; Metazoa; Chordata; Aves; Charadriiformes; Laridae. The record is from RefSeq and is a predicted model, not a curated record. Gene Ontology annotation, cellular component: cytoplasm.